AUGGCGAUUGUUUUAUUACGCGUUCGGCCUGUCAUUUUUCAUUCAAAAUGUUUCAACAAAAAAUUUCAUUUGGACUCUGUUGUUAGGUGCCUGUCAGCAACAACACUCAUCAAUAAUGAAGCUAGAUAUUCAAUGGAGCAAAUGUACACAAUUGUAAGCCAGGUAGAGCACUAUCAUGAAUUUGUACCUUGGUGCAAAGAGUCGUUGGUAUCAAGGGGGUCCAGUGAAAAUUCGUUUGACUGUCGCCUAACUGUCGGGUUUCCACCAUUACUAGAAAGGUACAACUCUCGAGUGACCACUAUUAGGCCAUUUGAAGUUAAGGUAGAAUUUCAAUUCAAGCUCAGCUUCCACUCCCAACUGACGCAGUUAUUUUUCGACGAGGUCAUCAAAAAAAUGGUCAGAGCAUUUUUCAAGAGGGCGGAGACACUCUACGGCCCACAGUCGGUUAAAUCAGAAAGGUUAAAGGUCGUACUGCAUGAGGAAAGUUGA
Helobdella robusta is the source of this 489-nucleotide messenger RNA. RefSeq lists its product as hypothetical. The record is from RefSeq and is a predicted model, not a curated record. Gene Ontology annotation, biological process: ubiquinone biosynthetic process; cellular respiration. NCBI's taxonomy places the organism in Eukaryota, Metazoa, Annelida, Clitellata, Rhynchobdellida, Glossiphoniidae. The transcript is spliced from 3 exons. Gene Ontology annotation, cellular component: mitochondrion. Gene Ontology annotation, molecular function: ubiquinone binding. Bases 1 to 489 code for a protein of 162 amino acids.